AUGGCAAACUCCGUUGCAUUGAAGACUUUUACUGCACUUUCAGAUCUGCAGCCAAAUAUGGCUAAUCUGAAAAUAAUCGGUAUAGUUAUUGGGAAAACAGAUGUCAAAGGCUUUCCAGACAGAAAAAAUAUUGGAUCAGAAAGAUACACUUUCAAUUUCACCAUUCGUGAUUCACCAACCCAUUUUGUAAAUGUAGCCUCCUGGGGCAAGGAAGAUUACAUUAAGUCACUUUCUGACAGCUUUAGGGUUGGUGAGUGUGUGAUAAUUGAAAAUCCUCUAGUUCAAAGAAAGGAAAUAGAAAGAGAAGAAAAGUUCAACCCUGCAACUCCUAUCAACUAUAAACUAUUGCUCAGUGAAAAUCACUCCGUGGUAAAAGUUUGUUCCAGUUAUGAAGUGGACACCAAGUUACUUGCUUUGAUACAUUUACCUGUUAAAGAGUCUCAUGAUUAUUAUUCACUGGGCGACAUUGUUGCAAAUGGACACAGUCUUGAUGGGAGGAUUAUUAAUGUGCUUGCAGCUGUGAGAUCGGUUGGAGAGCCAAAACACUUUACAACUUCAGAUCGAAGAAAAGGUCAGAGGUGUGAAAUUAAACUCUAUGAUGAAACGGAGCCUUCUUUUGCAAUGACAUGUUGGGAUAAUGAAUCCAUUUUGCUUGCUCAAAGCUGGGUGCCACGAGAAACAGUAAUAUUUGCCUCAGACGUAAAAAUAACUUUUGACAAAUUUCGGAACUGUAUGAUAGCAACUGUAAUCUCAAAAACCAUUAUUACUUCUAAUCCAGAUACACCAGAAGCUAACAUCCUACUGAAUUUUAUAAGAGAAAAUAAAGAAACAAAUGUUCUGACUAAUGAAAUUGACAGUUAUUUGAAAGAAUCUAUAAAUUUAAGUGCAAUAGUUGAUGUCUAUACAGUAGAACAAUUAAAGGCAAAAACUUUGAAGAAUGAAGGAAAAGCUGAUCCUGUCUAUGGUAUUGUUUAUGCCUUCAUUUCUACAUUGAACAUUGAUGAUGAGAUUACAAAAGUAGUUCGAAAUAGAUGUUCCAACUGUGGUUAUAUUGUAAAUGAAGUAUCCAACACUUGUGUAACUUGCAACAAAAAUUAUUCAGGAUUUAAACCUACUUUUCUCAGCUUUGAUAUGCUGGUUGAUCUUACUGACCACACAGGAACCCUGCAUUCCUGUAGUCUCACAGGAAGCAUUGCUGAGGAUACUUUGGGCUGCACGGUAAAUGAGUUUCUUGCAAUGACAGGUGAACAGAAGACAGCACUGAAGUGGCAGUUUCUUUUGGAAAGAAGCAAAAUUUAUUUAAAAUUUGUUUUAUCACACAGAGCAAGAGGUGGACUGAGAAUUAGCAUACUCUCAUGUAAGCUUGCAGAUCCCACUGAGGCAAGUAGGAGCUUGUCUGGACAAGGACACAUGUAA
This is a messenger RNA of Castor canadensis (American beaver), 1416 nucleotides long. RefSeq names its product meiosis specific with OB-fold (gene Meiob). Gene Ontology annotation, molecular function: single-stranded DNA binding; single-stranded DNA 3'-5' DNA exonuclease activity. The record is from RefSeq and is a predicted model, not a curated record. Gene Ontology annotation, biological process: resolution of meiotic recombination intermediates. Lineage: Eukaryota; Metazoa; Chordata; Mammalia; Rodentia; Castoridae.